AUGACGAUCGUCAUGCCCUUGUAUUCUUUAGUCAACCGCAUCGGCGCGAUGGCCUUAGAAGUAGCUUCAGAGCCGUCUCCACAAGCCCACUUUGAACUGUUGCAAAUGAUUGACCAGCUUAGGUCGGCAGUGGAAACCCCGACAGAGACAGUUUUGUGUCUAAUCUACCAGCCUCCGCAAAAUGCUGCGUUGCGCACCGUGAUUGAGUUGGGUAUCUUCGCCGUGCUGGUGGAGAAGCGGCACAGAGAGACGGGAGUCUCUGCCACUCAACUGGCCGAAUAUACGGGCGCAGACCCUGAUUUGAUUGUCCGUUUGAUGCGUGUCAUGACAGCGCUCGGGCUUUGUUCCUUGUCCUCGGAGGCCUAUGUUGCCAGUGAGAAGACGGUGGCGCUCACCCAGCCUAUUGGCAGAGAUGGAAUCCCAUGCAUAUAUGACCUCACGGUUCCAACCCUCAGCAAAUUGCCCGAGUACCUCCGAUCCCAUGAUUAUGCCAAACCCCAGGAGUACACUCACUCACCCAUGAAAUGGGCGGUUGGCCAGAGUCAGUUUGAAUGGCUGGGGAGUAACCAACAGCAGCAAACGCUCUUCAACUCCUACAUGGCUAGCCGUCGCGAGGGCAGACCGAUGUGUUUCAACACAUACCCUGUUGAGCGAUUGCUUGGCCAUGCGGUGCCAUUUGAAGACACUGUGUUCCUGGUCAAUAUUGGCGGAAACCAGGGUCAUGAUUUGAGAAAUUUCCGGAGAGAAUAUGGUCAUUUGCCGGGAAAACUAACCCUACAAGACUUGCCCAGCGUGAUCGAAGGGGUGUCUAGUCGAGACGCUGGGGUCCAGGUGAUGGGAUACAGCUUCCUGGGUCCUCAACCUGUCAAAGGAGCGCGUGUGUACUACUUCCGGGCCAUUUUCCACGACUGGCCUGACGACAUUUGCCAGCAAAUCUUGCGUACCACCGUGUCGGCUAUGGCCCAGGACUAUUCGCGCAUCAUCAUCGUGGACUUUGUUUUGUCCGACACUAAACCCCCUCUGAUGCAGGCUUCGCUGGAUAUCCAGAUGAUGAGUAUUGGAGCUGGGGUCGAAAGAUCGGAGGGACAGUGGAGAGAUCUGCUGCACAGCGCUGGGCUGCGAAUUGCUGGCAUUUGGAACCAGAGCCCAGGGAUGGAGUCGGUGAUUGAAGCUGUUCCCAUUACGACGUAG
This is a messenger RNA of Penicillium arizonense, 1191 nucleotides long. RefSeq lists its product as uncharacterized. Gene Ontology annotation, molecular function: O-methyltransferase activity. The transcript has 4 exons. Bases 1 to 1191 code for a protein of 396 amino acids. The record is from RefSeq and is a predicted model, not a curated record. Lineage: Eukaryota; Fungi; Ascomycota; Eurotiomycetes; Eurotiales; Aspergillaceae.